Fusarium keratoplasticum is the source of this 633-nucleotide messenger RNA. RefSeq names its product N-acetyltransferase domain-containing protein. The record is from RefSeq and is a predicted model, not a curated record. Gene Ontology annotation, molecular function: acyltransferase activity, transferring groups other than amino-acyl groups. The transcript is spliced from 2 exons. The coding region runs from base 1 to 633 and encodes 210 amino acids. Lineage: Eukaryota; Fungi; Ascomycota; Sordariomycetes; Hypocreales; Nectriaceae.
AUGCCUCUCAAAGUCCUCCCGGCCAACGAGGCCGAUGCUCCCCGGGCCGUUGCCAUCGAAGAUAUUGCAUACGGACCACACCCUUUGGGCCGCGUGCUCUUCCCCUAUCCUAGUUCCUCUGGGGGCACCAACAGGGUGGCCGACUUGAUCGAACGGCUACACAAGAAUCCUGCCUGCCGAUGGGCCAAAGUUGUCGAUACCGACCUUGAGGGAGAGAACAUGAUUGCUUUUGCAAUGUGGUACAUCUGGGAGACUCCUCCAAAGGCUUCUGAUUUCUCUUCUUAUCGAGGUCCUAGGUGUAACCCAGAGGCUUGCGAGGCCUACCUAGGUGGUAUGGAUCGGAUGCGCUUGGAACUCAUGAACGACAAACCACAUGCCUAUCUAAAACUACUGCAUACUGAUCCGGCACAUCAAAGACGCGGCGCUGCCUCCAUGUUGGUGCAGUGGGGACUGAACGAGGCUGAUCGUUUAGGCAUCCCGGCCGUUCUUGAGUCUUCUGACGAGGGUCUUGGGCUUUACGAGAAGCUUGGGUUUAAAGAGGCCAGAAGACUUGUAGUUGAUCUUACGCCCUGGGGAGGGCCUUCAGAUGCCUCGGCCCCAAUAAUGUUUCGUCCUGUGGGAGGGCAUGAGUGA